AUGAAAGUAUCAUCAAGAUCGGUGGUUUAUCGAGUUCAAUGUGACUGUAAUUCACCAAAAAAAUAUAAUGGUGAAACAAAAGUGGGCAUUAAAAAGAGAAUGUGCCAACAUUAUCAACUGAUAAACAAACUUGAUACUAAAUCAGAAAUGGUUCAACACAUUGAAGAAACACGUUAUCAAUGCUUAUUUAGUACAGAACAAGCAUUUAUGCUAGAACAAGAAAAGAACUGGUGCAAAAGACAAGUAAAAGAGACAAUUUAUUCAUUAAUUAAUCAUUCAACCAACAAACACGACAAUCUUAAUGAAGCUUAG
Rotaria sp. Silwood2 is the source of this 312-nucleotide messenger RNA. The record is from the annotation of a GenBank genome assembly. Lineage: Eukaryota; Metazoa; Rotifera; Eurotatoria; Philodinida; Philodinidae.